This is a messenger RNA of Puccinia graminis f. sp. tritici CRL 75-36-700-3, 1542 nucleotides long. RefSeq lists its product as uncharacterized. The transcript is spliced from 2 exons. NCBI's taxonomy places the organism in Eukaryota, Fungi, Basidiomycota, Pucciniomycetes, Pucciniales, Pucciniaceae. The coding region runs from base 1 to 1542 and encodes 513 amino acids. The record is from RefSeq and is a predicted model, not a curated record.
AUGGCAACUGUCGAACGAAACUCUUUCAUCCGCAUGGCUUUGAGGCAUUUGAUGUGUUCUGCGGGAUUUGCUCAAAGCGUCUAUGAUGAGAGACGAGACGUGGGCUUGACCAACCUAUUGGUCAUACACUCGCACCUCUUACCGUUGUUUCGAGACCUGAUCAUUCAGCUAGUAUCAUCACUGGAGGUGGUUGACUUCGAAAAUCAACCAAUCCCCGAGCUCUCAUUGUUUCCAAAGUUUGCGGCAUUGCAGCAUACUAUGGAACAAACCGUUUCUGCUGUCGUGUCCGUUGCCCUUCGCCCCGAUCAGCCCGACAUCAAGAAGGAUGGAAAUCGCAACGAUUUCAAAAUAUUCCGAACUUCUUGUUUACUAGAGGAUCUCGAGGAGCUGCAGGAUCUUAACCGGGCCCUCUUCAAGGUGCUUUGGGAACUCAUUCAAGGCCCUACGACCAUCGGCGACCCGGUGAACAACCAAGUUCAGAACACCGAUGUAGGCUGGUGGGUCAUCGACGAUCCGAACGCUGACGACUUUUGGCCAACCAACCCAGACUUGGUGGCCAACCAAGACCAGCUGGGAAACCAAGAAUGGUUUGGCAACCAAGACUGGGUAAUUGGAAACCAAGACUGGGUAAUUGGCAACCAAGACUGGCCGGUAAUUGGCAACCAAGACUGGGUAAUUGGCAACCAAGACCGGGCGGACAACCAAGACAUGGGGGCCAACCGAGACCGGGCGGGCAACCAAGACAUGGGCAACCGAGACCGGGCGGACAACCAAGACGGAUUGGAAGACCUAGACCGAGAACGCGACCAAAACUGGGAGGGCAACGACAAUUCAAGCUCUGAGCAAGGCCCGGAGGAUGGAGAUGCGCAGAAAACGGAGAGCUCUGGAAAAGAAGAAAGCUGGACGUCGAAGAAGAAACAGGAAAUGAUCUUGAGAGCGACUAUGUCGAUAAAUUUUAUCGAUGCAACGAUUCGACGUUGCAAACAAUCGGACUUUGCCCUCCUUCACAAACCCUGGCAAGCCGCUAUCCAGGUCAUCGAUCACGCACUCUCAUUCUUCUACGAAAGAUCGGGUAAUUCAUUAAGCAGAAGAGACGGUAUCGCUCGACUAACUAGAUCUGCCACUGCGCUCAUGAAAGUCACGAGGGUUUUCUACAACAGGUUGUCGAAUACCUCAACGCAUCUGUUACCAUUUACCUUGCCCCAUGAUGUGAGCACCGACGAACUUGAAUGGAUGCUUUGGAACACGGCGCCGUUAGCUCGCACAAUCGAUGAUGCGUUAUUCCCCAUUCUAUAUGAAAUCAAUUGUGCCGAAAGGAUAUUUCACCGGCAUUAUAUCCUUCAGCGGACAGUUGGAGAGAUGCGCAAUGAGUUCACAGCUGCUUGCGAAUUCUUGAAGAAAUAUCUCGUUCCCUUGUCUCCAAAAGCCGGUUAUCCUAGUUCAGCUCCAUUUGUGUUCGAUGAUUAUUUUCGGGAUUUGAAGGAUCAGUUUCAUCUUGCCUGCGACAAUACCAUCGAACUCACUGACAAAGUAGAGGACUAG